AAACAAGAUACUGUAAGUUUUGUUUUCCUGGUUGUGUUGGGCGGUUGUUGAGAUAUAUGAGCGGGAGUCUCCGUUAACCUGAUUUUGGCUGCAUAUCUACAGGCUGUACUCUACGGGUUUGCUGUUUCCGCUGAAGGUCACAAUUUAUGCUGAUUUGUUCCUUUUGGGUUGCCUGACAUGGCCGUGAAAACGCCAGCCAGGUUGCUAAUUCUUCUGAAACCCGAUGACAACAGGAAGCUAGUUCUGCCUAAUGGAAUUCCAGAGACAAUGGCGCAGCUUACUGUUGAGGUCAGGAAAAAGUGUGAAAUAAGUGGAGGUUUUAGAAUGCAAUAUCAAGACAGAGACUUUGAAAAUAAACUAGUCAACCUGGAAUCCACUGCUGACCUUGAAGAUUUGGCAACUAUCAAGGUCAUCCUAAUACCUGAUGAUGGCGUCCAAACCCUCCGUGAAGAAGCAGACAAUAAUAAAGAAUGUGACAUCACAGAUUCUGAUCACGAAGUUGACAAGGAGGAACAAAACACAACAGAUCCGGAAACAUCUGAAUCUUCUGUUAAAGUUCGUCCGUCCACCAGCAAAACAAAUGAUAAAGGAAAGAGGAAGUUGGAUCUCCAGGGUGAGUCCAGCCAGAGGCAAUCACCAGCCAGAAAACAACCACGUGAGGAUCUACAAGACUCAGAUAUAAGGAAAAGACUACGUCAGCCCAAGCUCAGCUUUGGUAAGGGAGAUACAGGACAGGCAGAGAGAAAGAGAGGAAGUGAUGGAAGUCAGAGAGGAACUGCAGAAGAAGUCAUACUGUCUGAUGUGAAACACAUCAUGAGACGUGUGGAUCAGAAACUACCAAAACAAGAUGACAAGCUCAACAAGUUCCUGAAAAAUAACAUCAAACAUUUGGAGACAGACAAGAGGGAGGUGGUCGGCGUCUUUGGUAAAACGGGGGCUGGAAAGAGCUCUCUGAUAAAUGCCGUCAUUGGAGAGCAGGAUCUCUUGCCCUCUGGAGACAUCAGUGCAUGUACCUCAGUGAUGACUAAAGUGGAGGCUAACAAGCGUAACUCAAAGUAUGAGGCAGAAAUUGAGUUCAUUACAAAAGAGGAUUGGAAAGAGGAGUUGUGGACCUUGUUUAAUUUCCUUGGUGAUAACGAAGAUCAGGAAAAAGACGAAGAUUAUCAAGACAGUGUUGAAACGCUGUCAAUGCUGUAUGGAGAAGAAUGGAGAAGCAAAUCUCCUGAAAACCUCUUGGAUAAAAAGUUCUUCAGAGAAAUUCCUGAAUUUCUCAGUUCCAAGAGUAAGAUUUUGACAAGCGAUACUGCUAAAGAAUUAUCUGCAGAAUUGGUCAAAUACACACGAAGUGAGUCAAAAGAGGAAGAUGCUAAAGACGUGAAGAGUUGGUAUUGGCCACUGGUGAAGUGUGUGACUGUCAGGGUGCCAAAGAAUGCUUUUCUCCAGCAUGUCACACUUGUGGAUCUUCCUGGAAACGGGGACCGUAACAAGAGCAGAGACACAAUGUGGAAAAAGGUUAUUGGAAGUUGUUCUACUGUGUGGAUUGUGGCUGAGAUAAAUCGAGCAGCUUCUGAAAAAGAAUCCUGGGAGAUCCUGGAAGAAUCCUGCAGCCUCAUGGGAAAUGGUGGAGAGUGUCGGCAGAUUCAUUUUAUCUGCACCAAGUCUGAUUAUAUUGGACGUUCAGGAAAUCAGUCAGCAGCUGAUGUUCGUGAUCGGAUACUAAAACGAAACAAGCAAGCCAAGAAACAAUUGAGGGCAGAAUUCAGCAAACUAAAUGAGGUUAAGAAACAACUCAGUGAGAAGUGUUUCGAGGUUUUCACAGUGAGCUCUGAUGAGUUUUUGGAAAAGAUACAUUUAGACCCAGUUGACACAGAAAUUCCCGAACUGCAGGAAAUCCUGCAAGAUCUCAAUGAAUGGCACUCUGAGACAUUUAACUACGUGUCCGGAGCUCGCGGGAUUCUCUCUCUGAUGCAGGGAGCCAGCAUCGGAGGAGAGACUGACAUAAAGACGACUGUGUGCAAAGAACUUGAAGAAAAGCUGAGUCAUGAACUUGAUAAAGUCAAGAAACCCAUGAAAGAGACCCUUACGGCUUUUGAAAGAUGCCUCAGUGAGGGGGUUGAAAAAUCAAAAGGUUCAUGUGAAAAAGUCUUAAAGUCGGUCCUUUAUCCUAAACUAAGUUACGGGUCAUUGAAGUGUGUAGUUGAGAAGGGUGGCAUCCACAAACCAAAAAAAAGGAAAUCAAUAAACAUCAAUAUGAAGUUCUCUUCAUGUUUGACCGACAGCAUUGACGAGGAAUUUAAGAAGACCUUCCCAAAUGAAAGAAACAGUGGACCAUUCAACGGGGUCAUCAAUGCGUUUUCACUUGGCACAGAGAAGAUGAUGAAUAAGGAUUGCGAAACUGUCAAACUGCAGCUGACAUUUCUCAAGACAGAGGAAGAAAAAAUGAAAACAAACCUCAACAAUCUCAUCCGUGAGCGAAAGAAAACGAUCUACAGCAGCCUGACAACAACAAUCGAGGAGACCAUGAAACCAUGCUAUGACAGAGCAAAAGAAAUUAAAGGAGUAGGCACGCUGAAAAACAUGAGGGAAACUAUUGAAAAGCACGUACAUGAUUCAAAGAACGUCAUGUUUGCUCUGGCUAAAGACGCCAUGAUGAAACAGAUGAGAGAAUUGAUGUCGGACAUCCUGGAGAAACUGGAGAGCACGAUGCAGGAAUCAAUCGAGCUGUCACUCAAAACAGAUGGUGUCUCCAUCCCAGAUGUAAGUGAGGAGCUUAAGAUGGUAAAGAAAUACUACAAUGAACUGACCAAAAGCCCAGAUGAUGAUGCAAUUCUUAGACUGGAGAAGAUGAGUGAUUUAAAAGAUGAGGAAGAGGAGACAUCUUCAGUCUCCAGCUGUCUGAGUGACCGAUCUAAAGACUGGUCUGGAGACUUCAGAAAUGAACCUGGACCCUCAGACACAAAUGAUUCACCCGGUCAAGCAGCUGCACUGCGCCCAUGAUGUGCACAGGGUUGAUCCGUGGAGAGUAACAGCAGACGCCUGUUAACCUACCGAGGAUAAAAGACAUGAGGCCUCUGGAUUGGGUCUCAAUAAUUUUUUUUAAGUUCUUAUCUCUGUUGACUUUGAGUGUUUUCUAGUGUUAGCAUAAUAAGGUUCCCUAAUUCAUGUCAUUUAAAAAUCCUAUAAAAAAAAUCAGUUUGAUGAAAAGCUUAGGUUUUAUAGCCCAUAAAGGAAUAUCUCCAUGUCAAUAGCGACCCCCAAAUCCACUCCACCCCUGCUUUCGUGUGCAUCAGCAUUUUAGUUGUCUGUCAGAAGCUUUCAUAAAUAUGUACGUUUGAAUCAGCACACUUUUUACUAAACACUUUUUUAACUAACAGGCUCUUACCCUAGCUCAGGCAACAGGACUUCUUGGCAGAUUUAUGUCCGAUUCUAGGACGAAAAUCAGAGUACCAAUGUUUGGCAAUGUAAGAGAACGUACAGAUCAACUAUGAAACGUUAAACCUCCAGAACUGUUUGCAGAGAAGCUAAGGUAACUUUGCAUUAGCUUGUAGCCUCUCUGGCUUUUAUCCAUCAAGGAAACACUAACUUUAAAAGUAAACUGCUUUAUUCAGUGCUGAAGCAGCUUUACUCUCUGGGUCAGUUUGCUUUGGAGAGGAGGAGAGACCCCUGGGAACAUUUUGACCAUAAUGGCAAACUACGAGUUGCUAUGCUGUCUUUGGUUAAGUUUGAAUGAGAUCCCCCAGUGAAAAAGUCCUUGUUUUGCUUUUAGUGAUUUAAUAGUUGUUAUGUCUUUUUAAUAUAUGUAUUUUCAGGUUUUGAAUAUGUUUUUCUUUCGUUUAUCAUUGUUUGACAAGUGUAUGCUGACAUUUUAAUUAAUUAAUUAAAUCCUCAACCUUGAUCACAGCACUGCUGGAGAUGAUAGACUAGGAUUCUCAAAGAAUGAUUUGUAUCUGUGAAUUCAUGGUUUUUUUGGUCUUUUUUCAUUCAUUUAUGAGAAAUAAAGAGAUCUAGAUGAUGGCUUAUCUGGUUCCUUGUUAUUAACUUUUUUUUUUGCACACCAAUUCUUAAUGCAUACAUGUAUUUGAUGUGGUAUACACUCCAAUAAAUCAAUAAUAUUCA
Molecule: messenger RNA, 4116 nt
Organism: Gymnodraco acuticeps
Lineage: Eukaryota; Metazoa; Chordata; Actinopteri; Perciformes; Bathydraconidae
Product: nuclear GTPase SLIP-GC-like
Exons: 26
Coding region: 178-2997 (939 amino acids)
Molecular function (GO): GTPase activity
Source: RefSeq, a predicted model, not a curated record